Messenger RNA from Punctularia strigosozonata HHB-11173 SS5, 1388 nucleotides. RefSeq names its product 5-methylaminomethyl-2-thiouridylate-methyltransferase. Gene Ontology annotation, cellular component: mitochondrion. The transcript has 7 exons. Lineage: Eukaryota; Fungi; Basidiomycota; Agaricomycetes; Corticiales; Punctulariaceae. Gene Ontology annotation, biological process: tRNA wobble position uridine thiolation. The coding region runs from base 112 to 1200 and encodes 362 amino acids. The record is from RefSeq and is a predicted model, not a curated record. Gene Ontology annotation, molecular function: sulfurtransferase activity.
AUCUUGGCUGCAGCUGCGCGACGAUGCUCGGUCGGCUGUGUUGCGCGACGUUUGUUUUCGACAUAUGCAGAGAGGCAGGUCCCGAAGAAGGGUGACAGAGUAAUCGUCGCCAUGUCCGGAGGCGUAGACUCCUCCGUCACGGCAAAGUUGCUCGCAGACCAGGAUUAUGAUUUGUCUGCCGUUUUCAUGCGCAACUGGGAUACGCGAGACGAGACCGGCACCGACCGCGGCUGCGAAUGGGAAAAGGACUGGGAAGACGUCCAACGCGUCUGCAAAGCCCUCGGCAUUCCAUGUGACAUGAUUGAUCUCUCGCGGGAAUAUUGGACGCGCGUGUUCGAACCCUCGUUGGAGGCCUGGCAGAACGGCGUGACGCCGAAUCCGGAUGUUUGGUGCAACAAAGAGGUGAAAUUUGGCGCUCUCACCGACCACCUCCCUCCGUCGGCUUGGAUUGCCACAGGUCACUACGCUCGCAAGUCAUGGCACCCUGUUCAUAAACGUCCGCAAUUGCUCCGGUGUGCGGACCGCCGUAAAGACCAAACGUAUUUCCUCGCCUCAGUUUCCGAGACUGGCCUCGAGCGAGCACUAUUUCCUAUAGCGCACCUGAAAAAGGACGAAGUGAGGGAGAUCGCGAAACAAGCGGGCUUACAUACCGCAGAAAGGGAGGAGAGCAUGGGGAUAUGUUUUGUCGGCGAGAAGAGAAGGUUUUCUGACUUCAUAACUCAAUAUAUACCUCCAUGCCCGGGCCCUGUUAUCCACGAAGUGACCGGGAAGCGCCUCGGGUCGCAUCAGGGCUUGAUGACUUAUACUAUCGGCGAGAACUGGAGAGCGUCUGGUAUGGUAGAGAGAAUGUUUGUUUCAAGGAAGGAUACCAAAAACAACACCAUAUAUGCCGUCCCUGGAAGCAACCAUCCAUUCUUGUUCGUGGAUGCCGUCACGACGAAUGCGUUCUCCUGGAUAUGGGCCGAUUGCCCUCCACCUGAAAUCCAUACGCCGGAUGGUUACAAGUGUCGUAUGCAGCUUCGCCACAAGAUGGACAGUGUUCCCUGCACGGUUCGAGCUCGCAGCGAAGGCCGAAUACGGAUAAGCCUCGAUGAACCACUCAAAGCCGCAGCCGAGGGCCAAGUAGUGGUAUUAUGGGACGACGACUGGUGUUUGGGUUGCGGAGUCAUCACCAGGACCUCCAGAGCCCAAACAUUGUGACUUGGGGACUACCGGAUUGUAUUAAAAUGCCAAAUCACGGAUCUUGCCAGAGCAGAAUGUAUUUGCAGCACGGGCAAAGUGGAGUGGGACGUUGACUAUGCACUGCAUGUUUUGGCGGGGCUCCUCGCGGACAUCUUUGCCUACUGCGGGGAACUUUUACCACCUUACAAAUACACUCUAGUAUCGCC